Messenger RNA from Electrophorus electricus (electric eel), 5681 nucleotides. NCBI's taxonomy places the organism in Eukaryota, Metazoa, Chordata, Actinopteri, Gymnotiformes, Gymnotidae. The record is from RefSeq and is a predicted model, not a curated record.
AUGCUUAGGCAGCACAUAGAGGUGUUUGGGUGGACACUGCGGAAGCGGAACACGUUUUCCAGGGGUUGUGUGUACAUGAAAAAGUCUCUAGACCUGAAUGUUCCUGUUCUGGGCUGCAGCGUGUAUUGCAGUGAGAACUGUACUACCCCACAAUGCUGUAAAGGCUUUUUUGGAUCAGACUGUUCCCCUUCGCCUGGAUUCACUGGAUUCACUGCCCCCUGCUCCUCUCAUGGCAUGUGCUUCGAGGGUAUAGAUGGCAAUGGCACUUGUCAGUGUGAGCCCAACUUCAAAGAGUCCCAUUGCCAGUACUGUGCUGACCCCAACAAAUACGUCCCAUCCUGUGACCAAACCUGCGGGUGUGUGCAGGGCGUGUGUGACAACCGCCCAGAAGCCCACGGCACGUGUAAGUCAGGCUCCUGCAAGCCAGGUUUCUCUGGGCAGCUCUGUGAUAAGCACACCCAGACCUGCGGGCCCAAGCAGCCGUGCCACGCCCAUGCUGACUGUGUCUACAGCGAAGGAGAGCUCAUGUGUGUGUGUAAGCUCUGUUUCAAAGGGAAUGGCUUCCUGUGUGUAGAGAGCGACCCGUGUACUUCACCUCCCAACGGAGGCUGCAGUAACAACGCUAGGUGUAUAAAAACUGGACCAGGCACCCGUAGGUGUUGGUGUCUGAAGGGGUGGAAAGAGGAUGGAGAUGAAUGCCAGCCUGUCAAUAACUGUGUGGAGCCCUCUAGAGGCGGGUGCCAUCCUAACGUGUCAUGCGUCCACGUAGGCCCAGGACAGAAUUACUGUAUGUGCAAGAAGAAUUACCAUGGCAAUGGGAAAGAUUGUGAGGCUAUCAAUCAGUGUGUAGAGCAAAUGGGAGGAUGUCAUCAGCAUGCUUCUUGCUUGUAUGGGAAUCAAGGGAGGUUUGAGUGUGUAUGUCAGAUGGGUUAUUCAGGAGAUGGGAGCAUCUGCUAUGGAACCCUGGCACAGGAAGUGGAAAACAAUCCUGAUCUGAGUGAAUUCAAUACGUGGUUGACUGUCCUCAGGAGUCACAUGGUUUCUGGGUUCUUUGCUUUGGCUGAGCUCCGGAGUUCACCUUCUCAGGAACUAGUUUCCCUUUUGAAAAAGACACUUCCUGUUUCCUGGACGAAUGAGACCACCAGAGUGGCUGGAGCUAAAAUUGUAUCAGGGAACAUUGUUGCCAAGAAUGGAUUCAUUCAUCUGAUCGACACAGUUCUCAUCUCUGAUCGUAAGAUGAGCGAAGGUUUACUUGAGGUGCUGAACCAGAGACCACAGUUCUCUCUCUUCAGGGACAUGCCAGUCUCUCACAACUUGACUGAGGAAAUGGAGAGCGCCUCUGGUUUUACAUUGUUCGCACCUAUGGACAGUGCUAUUACUGAAUAUCUGAAGAACACCAGUGACCUGAAUGUGACGCGUUACCACGUUGUGCUGGGUGACACCCUGAGGCAGGCAGACCUGCAGGAUGGCCUGUACAAAGACACCAUGCUGGGUUUCUCCUAUCAGAUAGGCAUUUUCUGCAAAGACAGUAAUUGGUGGGUGAAUAAGGCUCUGGUGACUGCUACGGACAUUUUGACUUCUAAGGGGGUCAUCCAUGAAGUGUCUGCUGUACUGAAGGUGCCCAGGAACCGCUGUGACACAGCGUCCACCAAGAUCGUCCAGGGGCAGUGCGUGGACUGCUUUCACCCAACCGAGAGCCGUUGUCCCCCUGGAACCCAGCAAGUAUUCACGUCCAUAAAAAGGACCAAAUGUGCAUAUAGCAGGAGGAAACACGGGAUGUUCAUUGGCUGUGAGGCUUCCUGUCAAAAACGGACCAUCGUAAGGAAGUGUUGCGAGGGCUUUUAUGGUGUUAACUGUGAGAGCUGUCCAGGGCCAGAAGGCCAGCCCUGUUUUGAUAACGGUGUGUGUGUGGACGGUAUUAAUGGUACAGGAGCGUGUCGGUGCAACCCUGGCUUUAACGGCACAGCCUGCGAGUCCUGCCAGACGGGAAAGUACGGCAUCCACUGUGACCAAGACUGUAAGUGUGUGAAUGGUCACUGUAAUGAUGGUCAGGAGGGGGAUGGCACCUGCGAAUGUGACGUUGGAUGGAGAGGAACACUCUGCUCUAUAGCCAUAACCACAGACUCAUAUAAAGGGACGUGCCACACCAGUGCAAAUUGUCUACUGAACGUAGCAGAUAAUUCAUAUUACUGUAGAUGUGCAGCUGGUUACCAGGGCAACGGUACAUACUGCUCGGCGGUGAACGCUUGCGCGAAGGAUAAUGGCGGAUGCUCCUCCAGCGCUGUGUGUAAGAUAACUAUCCCAGGACGCAGGAAGUGUGUGUGUAACCCAGGUUAUGCAGGGGAUGGAAAAGUGUGUGUGUCAAUCAAUCCAUGUCUGGACGGUAGUGGAAGCCGCAGUGCCUAUGCAGACUGUGUACACACAGGCCCAAACAAGACAGCAUGUGUGUGCAAAGCAGGCUACUCUGGAAAUGGACAGCAGUGUAAUCCUAUCAAUUUGUGUUACAAGAAAAAUGGAGGCUGCCACAAGCAAGCCAUCUGUAUGAUGAAAGGACCAGGCGAGAGGAACUGCACCUGUCGCAAGGACUACAUGGGAGAUGGGAUGACCUGCAAAAGUAACGUCAUGCAGGAGCUCCGAAACAGAGAGCUGACAAGUUUCUUCUACAGUGUGUUAUACCAGAAGCCAGAGAAUAAAGAGAGCAACGCAGCGCUGGUCCUGUACCACAUCGUGUCAUGCCGUAUCCUGAUGCUGGAGGACCUGAUGCAGCCCCGUAUCCUCACCACGCUCAGCGGGGAAACGCUCACCAUCUCCUACUCGGAGGGCUCGAUAUAUAUCAAUAACAAGGCCAAAGUGGUGUACAGCGCAGCGAGCAACAACGGGAUUUUCCACGAGAUCGACACGGUUCUCAUCCCCCCCAGCUUCCAGAAGCUGAAUGGAAUGAAUAAGUCUGCCAGCCUCGUAGGUCCUGACCUCAAACAUGUAGCAAAUGAACACGGCUUCAAGACAUUUUUCAAACUGUUGGAGGACACGGAGGUGAUGGAGCGGGUGCAGGACCGCCUCCAUCAGCCUGUCACGCUCUUCCUCCCCACCGACUCCACCAUGGCUGCCCUGCCUGAGGAGCAGAAGGACUUCCUGUUCGGCCUGCAGAACUGCGCCCAGCUGAAGGAGUACCUGGAGUACCAUGUCCUCCAUGAUAUGAAGAUGCAGUCUGCAGAAAUGAUUCAUUUCAGUUCAAUGAAGACCCUUCAGGGCUCUGACAUCUCUGUGAGCUGCGUCGGAGAGGACCAAAUAGUGAGUGAUGGAAAAGUCUUGGACUCAGGAGAGGAGCUUCAGGAGAGAAAGGACCAAUCAGGGAACAGAGAGCACUUUCCAAUCUUGUCAUCUGAAUGCAUUUCAAUAAGUAAACCAAAGUCUAUACAGAGGUGUGACCUACCCAGACGCUUCUCAUCUGUGAAUGCUGGAUGUCAGUCUGUGUGCACCAUGGUCAUAUGGAAGCCCAAGUGCUGCUCAGGUUACUACGGCAGGGAUUGUCUCGCCUGUCCUGGAGGGCCAAGAUCCCCCUGUAGUAACCAUGGACAGUGUGAUGAGGAUCACCUAGGCAACGGCACCUGCACAUGUUUUCCUGGGUACCAGGGAGUGGCCUGAGAAUUAUGCAUAGAUGGCCACUUUGGACCAGAGUGCAAAGCCUGUAACUGUUCUGAACAUGGAUCUUCUGAUGAGAGUCCAGACGGCACAGGUUCCUGCUUCUGUGAUGAGGGCUGGACUGGUCCACUGUGUGAACACAAGCUGGCCGACAGCACUGUGCGCGUCCCUGCUUGCCAUGCAAAGGCGGUGUGUGCCAAGAACAACUCCUGUGUUUGUAAACCAUUUUACGAGGGAGGCGGGCUCACCUGCACAGUGGCUGACCUGUGUUGGUUCUGGAAUGGAGGCUGCUCGAAGAAUGCCAAAUGCUCCCAGAAGGACGAGAAGGUGAACUGCACCUGCUUGACGGGCUACUCUGGAGACGGCCAUGUCUGCUCGCCGGUGGACCCCUGUGUUACAGAUGAUAACGGAGGCUGUCACGAGCAUGCCAUCUGUACAAUGACUGGAGCAAAUAAGAAGAAGUGUGAGUGUCAGCCUAACUACAUUGGUGAUGGUCUGGAGUGUGAGCUGAAGGUGCACAGCUCUCUCCACAUGAGUGUUCAAAACAUGGCCUCAGGCUAAAUGUGUAAUCUACACUUUAUCUGCUUUACCUCAGAUAAGACCGUUGGGGUCUUCCACUACCGUUCUCCACUGGGAGUGUACAAACUCAACUACACACAGGCCCAGGAGGCCUGCAAGCAGGAGGGAGGCACUAUUGCUACAUACACACAACUGUCCUACGCUCAGCAGGCUGGGUACAGUCUGUGUUCUGCCGGGUGGCUCGAGCAGGAGCGCGUGGCCUAUCCCAUGAGCUAUUCCCACCUCAAAUGUGGCUUUGGUCAUGUGGGCAUCGUGGACUACGGCAAACAAACUGACCUGAGCAGGACCUGGGACACGUUCUGCUACCGGCCAAAGGAUGUGAAAUGUGAGUGUAAGAUGGGCUACAUUGGUGAUGGAUACACUUGCACUGGAAACCUGCUACAGGUUCUCUCCUCCAAGCCCAACUUUUCCAACUUUCUGUCACAAAUCUUGAAUUGCUCCAGAACUUCAGCAUCAGGUCAAGAGUUUGUGAGGCGUCUCAGCAACAUAACCACCCAGUCCACCCUGUUUGUGCCUGAUAAUGACGGUCUCUAUGAGAACGAGACACUGUCCUACAGGGAUUUAGAGCACCACCUGCUGGAUGGGAGAGCUCUGGUGCUGCAAGCUCUCAUUAACGUCAGCCAUGUUCGAACACAUCUGGGACAUACACUCAGUGUGAAAGGGGUUCCUAGCCUGCAGAGCCCCCAGACACUGGCUUCAUUUGGAUAUGUCAAUGACCAUUACAUUAUCGAAUCCGACAUUUUUGCAUCCAAUGGGAUCAUCCAUGUGCUGCAUGGACCACUGAAAGCUCCACCCCCUCCGGCCCCUUCCCUCCACCCCGCCCACAAGGCAGGGAUGGGCAUCGGUGUUCUGUUACUCGUCAUCCUUAUCGUGGCUGGAGCAUUUGUGGCCUACCAUUUCUACACCCAGCAAUCCAAGCCUUUCCAGUUCCACUACUUCAAGGAAGAUGAGAAUGAAGACAGCAGCCCUUCUGGAUCAGCCCCGUACAUCUCCAACCCCACGUAUGAGUCCACACCUGCCCCCACUGACCCCCACCUCCCAGCAGAUGAGGAUGACGAGCAGCAGAUGGUUGCCAGUGGCUCUUAUGAUCUUCUGCAGGAUAGCUGAAGAGAUGUGGGAUCUCACUCAGACACUCUCCGUACAGCUCAGAGCCUGAACUGCUGUAGAGCAGCAGGACACUCAAGUGCUGCAGUACCUUAGCAGACCAUAAGAGGGCCGAAGAAAAAAAAGAAGGGCAUUGAAGGGCAGUUUCAUAAAGCUGAAUUGAAAUGAACUGGACAUUGACGACCCAGUAAAAUGGGAAGUACUUUUGUGAUUGUGUGUAAAACUGUUUAUGUCUCUGUGUGCAUGUGUUGUGUGGUUGAAUGUUUACAUGUUUGUUGGCCUUGAUUAUUCCUUUGGUAGAACAAGUUUAUGUUCAUGUUACCACUACAUGCACAAAUAAACAAACAAAAGCAUUU